Molecule: messenger RNA, 1755 nt
Organism: Orbilia oligospora ATCC 24927
Lineage: Eukaryota; Fungi; Ascomycota; Orbiliomycetes; Orbiliales; Orbiliaceae
Exons: 5
Coding region: 1-1755 (584 amino acids)
Biological process (GO): transmembrane transport
Molecular function (GO): transmembrane transporter activity
Source: RefSeq, a predicted model, not a curated record
AUGCAGCCUUCGACAAACGCCUCGUUAGAGGCAGGGAGCAACACGGAUAUCUCGUCGAAGAAGAUAGAGGCAGGAAUGGCGACUCCGCAGACCAUCGAUGCCAGCACUGAAGCACAGAUUACAGAAUCCGAACCAUCAGCGCCAGUUCCACUGCUCAGUGAUGCCAGAUUGUACAUUAUUGGUCUUGGAAUAUGGAUCGCCCUCUUCCUCGCGGCGUUUGAAACCACUGUUGUGGCCACUAGUUUGGUUGAUAUUACAAGUGAAUUUCAAGAUUUCAAUCGAGCCAGUUGGAUAGUUGUCGUCUAUCUUUUAACAUACAAUGGCUUCCUCCUAUUAUCUUCGAAAUUAUGCGACAUCUUGGGGAUUAAGUCGAUGUUCCUUGGGGCGAUUUUCAUUUUUGGGGUCUUCUCGAUAGCCUGUGGAGCAGCUCAGAAUAUGACACAACUGAUUAUCUUCCGAGCCUUCCAGGGCAUCGGUGGAGGCGGGAUAUACUGUAUCUCUUUCAUUCUCAUGUUGUCCAUCAUCACCAAGGAGAAGUUGGGAACAUUUUCUGGCGGUAUUUCCAGCGUCUUCGCUAUUGCCAGUAUCUGUGGGCCAUUGCUAGGGGGUGUCAUUACCGAAAAGUCCACAUGGAGAUGGAUCUUCUAUCUCAAUGGACCCGGUGUCGUCGUAGCCUUCGCUAUUUUAUACUUCGCUAUCCCCGACAUCAAUCAAGUCAAGAUGAACCGACAAACUCUGAGCCGAAUUGACUUUGGAGGCGGGUUCUUGUCGGUCGCCUGGUCAAUCCUUCUUGUCUACGCCCUCCAAGAGGGUGGAGCCGAGUACCCUUGGAGCCACUCAGUCAUCCUUGGAACUCUCAUUAGUGGUAUUGUCGGUUUGUUCAUCUUUGCUGGGUACGAAUGGUACAUCGCAAGGAAGUCGAGUGUCAUAGAGCCAAUCUUCCCCCUGAGACUACUCAAAUCGCCCGCCUUUACGUACCUCGUAUUAACAACAUUUUGCAUCGGUGUUCCGAUCUAUGUCACAAUUAUCGUUAUUCCACAAAGAUACCAAAUCGUCAACGGCGUGUCACCAAUUCGGUCGGGCGUUCUACUUCUCCCUAUGCUAGUCGUAUCCCCUGUUAUGUCUCUCAUUCCAGGCCUUGCACUGAAAACAUACUGGAGAUACGUCCCAUACGGGUUUGCCGUCGGCGGCAUUCUCUCUGUUGCUGGGUCAGCUGGACUCGGUGUCUUAGGGUACAGCGAUAAAAUCGAAGCGAAGACUUACGGUUUCCUAGUCCUUCUAGGUGCCGGUAUGGGUCUUGUCAUGCCAAUUGGUGUGAUGUUGGUCAAAUUCAUAUGCGAUCCUAAAGACGAAGCUGUCGCUCUUGGAGCACAGAAUAUGACCCGUGUCCUUGGCGGGCUAGUCGGUUUGGCCAUCGGUACUGCGAUACUUCACCAAAAAGUCGAACAUGGGCUGCCCGGCGUUCUAUCCCCGGAACAGUUACAUGCACUAUUGAAAUCCCCGCAGGUCCUAGCUACACUACAGCCAGACCAGCUCAUUGCGGUUAGAAAAGUCUAUGCUGCUUCGUACGACCUGCAGUUCAACAUGGCAACCGGGUUCGCGGCUCUUGGAACAGUCUUCUCAAUCUUGACGACAUACUAUAUCUUACAGGUUAUGAAGACUAUUGACGCGGAAGACUUCUUCAGCACUCUUGGAUUGAAGAAGGGGGUAGACCAGAAUAAGACUGAAAGCGAAAAGAAGGCGGAAGACGCGUGA